GACCAUACAAUAAACGAGAAAAAAAUGCCAUACUUAUUUUAAUAGAGCAAAACGAAUUAUCACUCUGAUUAAAGUGCAAAAUUCCUCCCCCUUGACAUGAGGCUUCAUCAGAAACCGACCAACGUUGUCCCAUUUCUCAAAGAAUCUUCAUAUAUAAUAUUAUCCCAUGUGUCCCUCCUUCAACCCGAAAAAAAAAAAAAAAUCCGCCACGCCCAACCCAAAAAAAAGAAAGGAAAGGAAAGAAAAGAAAACGAAAAAAAAAAAAAAAGGUGUUCCUCCCCCAAAACCGAAGCUAUAUAUGUGUGUGUGCACGUUGAGCCAGGUGUGCAAGUCUCUAGUCACAGCAAAAUCUAACACGCACAAACCAAAGAUUACAUUGUGCCCUUCACGCCUUUGCAAAAUUCUCUCGACUAAUUCUUCAAGAAAAAUGAACAAAGAAAGCCUUGUGUCUGACUCGGAAUUCGCUCUGCUAGAGUCGAUCCGCCACUAUCUCCUUAGCGAUGACCUUGAGACCAACUGGGGAACCAUCCCCCGAUUUUUUGAGGAUGAACUCUGCGGGGAGUCGCCAAGCAUCACUAAUAAUCUUUUGCCAUCUGAUGAUAGCGUAUCAUCUCUGGCGUCAAAUGAGGAAGAGAAUGGAGGAUCCUUUGGUGCAGUCGGCGACGACAUUGUUGUUGACUUUCCAUUGGUGGAUCCUAGCUCGCCAGACGACUGCCAGGCGGGAGCGGAUUGCGCUGCAGUGGCGAAUGAUCAGGCAAAUUAUUAUGUGCCAGUGCCGAGGGUGAUGCAGUACAGAGGGGUCAGGAGAAGGCCGUGGGGGAAGUAUGCGGCGGAGAUCCGAGAUCCAAAGAGGAAUGGGGCAAGGAGGUGGCUUGGGACCUAUGAGACGCCGGAGGACGCUGCGCUGGCCUAUGACCGAGCUGCCUUCAAGAUGCGCGGCUCCAAGGCUCGGCUCAACUUCCCCCACCUUAUUGGCGGCGACGGUGUUGAACCUGUCAGGGUUAAACCGAAGCAUAGGCGCGUUUUCAAAAAUCCUUCGGGCAGUGAUUGCUCUCAAUCUCAACCAGAGGACCGUAUGGGUUGUUAAGUCGUGCUUUUCGGGGAGUUGUAGUCAUAGUUGCCUAAAAAUGUGAAUUCUUCUUCGAUCUUCUUCCUCUUCUUCUCCAACUACUCUUCAUCUUCUUAGAGGAGCGUGGACACUCAAUGUGUCGUUGGUGUCAACAGAGAGAGGAGAGAUCGCACGCAACCUAUUUCCGGAUAAGUUUGCUGGUCAUAGUGCUGUCUGCUGAGCUAGAUAACAUAUUUG
Molecule: messenger RNA, 1306 nt
Organism: Punica granatum (pomegranate)
Lineage: Eukaryota; Viridiplantae; Streptophyta; Magnoliopsida; Myrtales; Lythraceae
Source: RefSeq, a predicted model, not a curated record